CAAUUGACACUGACAUACUGACUGCAACAACUCAAAAGUUGAUGAUUCGAUUGUUCACAAUUUUCACUAAUAAUUUGUGUUUGAUACGGUAAAAUAAUCUUUCUAUUCUAAAGACAAAACUAUUUCACCAGUUUCACCCGAAAGGAACAAAAAACAUAUACAGAGGCAAAGCUGCUGUUUGCGAGUUAUCACCAAAUGUUAAAAACUUUGUGUUCUACCUUAGAUGUAGUUGUGGUGUCACUGCUAAGUUAAAUACUUUAAAAAUAUUAACACUAACGACAAAACAGUUUUGCUUUUAAACGAUAGUGCUGGUGUGAAUAAUCAAGAAAAAGAAAAGAAUUACGAUAUGACGGACUCUACCGAUAUUAAAGACGUGGACACAAAUCUCGAGGACUUCGAAAUUCAGGAAGUCCUUCGUAAUGGCACUGACUUGCGAGAAUACGCUAUACAACUGGAUAAAGGGAUAAAAGAUGCUGAAAAGACGUCGGUGGCAGAUUACUUGAAGGAGAGUGAGAACAUAGCUUCACUACACAAUCAAAUUGAAGAUUGUGAUGGAAUACUUGCAAAGAUGGAGAGUAUGCUUAUGGUGUUCCAGAAUGAUUUAGGCAGUAUUAGCAAUGAGAUCAUUAGCCUGCAAAAGCGAUCAGUGAGCAUGUCCGUGCAGUUGUCAAACAGACAGGUUUUGAAGGGACCUCUAUCUACAUUCAUUGAAGACAUGGCUGUUUCUGAAACUCUCAUAUUCGGUAUCAAUAAUGUUCCAGUAACCGACAAAGAAUUCAUGGUGCAGUUAGCUAUAUUAAAUCAAAAACUCAACUUUGUAAAGGAGCAAGAUUUCAAAGAAACCAAAGCUUGCCAUGAUGUAAAAGAUGUUUUAGAAAAAUUAAAAAUUAAAGCUGUAUCUAAAAUUAGAGCUUAUAUCCUAGAGCAGAUAUACAAGUUUCGAAAACCAAUGGCCAAUUAUCAGAUCCCACAAAAUGCUAUGCUCAAAUACAAAUUUUUCUUUGAAUUUAUACUGUCAAAUGAGAGAAAUGUUGCACAAGAAAUAUGCAAUGAAUACAUAGACACCUUGAGCAAAGUAUACUACUCUUAUUUCAAAUCAUAUGCUUCAAGAUUAGACAAACUAAAGUAUGAAGAAGCACCAACCAAGGAUGACCUAAUGGGAAUUGAGGAUGGAUCAAAAGGAGGAUUCUUCCAAAAGGCAAACCUAAAAAAUAAGAGCACCAUUUUUACAAUUGGUAACAGAGGGGAUGUACUAGCCCAGCAACUUGAAGCUCCAAUCAUAGUUCCUCAUGUCCAGCAGAAAACUAAGUAUUCAUAUGAAGCACUAUUUAGGAGCCUGCAAUAUGCUCUAGUGGAUAAUGCUUGCAGAGAAUAUUUAUUUACAACAGAAUUCUUCCAUGUCAAGGGAAGUCAUGCCCAAGAACUUUUUGAUAGAAUCCUGGGAAAGACCCUAUCUUUGCUUGUGAAAAAUGUUGAAAACUAUGUUCUUGAAUGUUAUGACUGCCUGGCAUUGUACCUUUGUAUUCAACUUAUCAACAGAUACAGAUGGAUGUGUCAUAAAAGGGCCAUUGCUGCUUUAGACAGCUAUUGGGAUUCAUUGCAAGGUACUUUAUGGCCAAGAUUAGAAUAUGUGUUAAAAUUAAACAUACAGAGUGUAAGGGAAUGUGAUCCAGCAAAGUUAUCCAACAAGGAAUUGGGUCCACAUUAUAUUACACGGCGAUAUGCUGAGUUCUCCGCUGCAAUGCUAAGUUUGAGUGAACAAUUUCCUUCUGAAGAACUAAGUAAUAUUCUACUAGUGCUUCAAGAUGAAGUUAAUUGCUUCCUACUUAAAAUGGCCGCUGAAUUUCCGCAACGAAUUCAACAGUUAAUAUUCCUCAUUAAUAACUAUGACAUGGUCCUAAGCAUAUUAAUGGAAAGGACUCGCGACAACACCAAAGAGGCUGAGAGCUUUAGAGAACAACUGCAGGCCAGGAGUUCAGAAUAUGUUGAAGAAAUAUUAAGUCCACAUUUUGGAGGCAUGAUUCAAUUUGUAAAGGAAGGAGAACAAUUACUAGACUCUGACAAGAAAACAGAAUUAGCUAAUUUAGAAAGAAAGUCUCUCUCCUUGGUUGCAUCCUUUAGUUCGGGCUGGAAACAAAGCUUAGAGGAAAUUCACCGAGAAGUUCUUAUAUCCUUCCCAAAUCUUGUAACUGGUUCUGGCUUAUUGCAAAUGGCCCUUACGAACUUCGUGCAAUACUACCACAAGUUUGCAAAACUGCUAACUCCUAAUGCACGAACUCAAUUAGUCAAUAUUCACGUCAUUAUGGUUGAAAUUAAGAAAUACAAGACCAAUUAUUAGUAUCUUUUAGACAUUAUUUAUGUAUUAUACCUUAGUAAUAAAUAGUAAAAUAAUAAGUACAUUUCUUAACAUUGAAAAAUAAACAUCAUGACAUUCAUACGACAAAGAACUUCCUCUCCAAGGAAAGUGGUUUCAUAAUUUGCUCAUCAAUCAAUCAAGUCAACAAGACAACUUAGAAGAUCAGGUUACUCCAUCUAAAAACAUGAUUGCUUUAAAUUUGCACAUUCACACAUCAAUAUAAAUUAUAGGUGAUUUAGAUAAGUCACAGCAACAAUAUGCAUUGCAACAAUUAAAACUCUGAAUGUGAAA
Messenger RNA from Trichoplusia ni (cabbage looper), 2647 nucleotides. RefSeq names its product vacuolar protein sorting-associated protein 52 homolog (gene Vps52). Bases 347 to 2338 code for a protein of 663 amino acids. Gene Ontology annotation, cellular component: GARP complex. Gene Ontology annotation, biological process: retrograde transport, endosome to Golgi; Golgi to vacuole transport; endocytic recycling. Gene Ontology annotation, molecular function: syntaxin binding. NCBI's taxonomy places the organism in Eukaryota, Metazoa, Arthropoda, Insecta, Lepidoptera, Noctuidae. The record is from RefSeq and is a predicted model, not a curated record. The transcript has 7 exons.